AUGCGGUCCUACCUGACGCCCUGCAUCAACGACUGCGGCGCCUACGGCCAGUGCAAGCUCCUGCGCACCAACAACUACCUGUACGCGGCCUGCGAAUGCAAAGCAGGGUGGGACGGUUGGGGCUGCACGGACAACAGCCAGGCGUACUCCUACAGUUUCCAGCUGCUGUCGACGCUGCUGCUGUGUCUGUCCAACCUCAUGUUCGUGCCCCCCGUGGUCAUCGCGGUCCGCAGCCACUACCUGCUGGAGGCCUCCGUCUACAUCUUCACCAUGUUCUUCUCCACGUUCUACCAUGCGUGUGACCAGCCGGGGAUCGUGGUCUUCUGCAUCAUGGAGUACGACGUGCUGCAGUUCUGUGACUUCCUGGGUUCCCUCAUGUCCGUGUGGGUCACCGUCAUCGCCAUGGCGCGCCUCAAGGCCAUCAUCAAACAGGUGCUGUAUCUGCUGGGGGCCAUGUCUCUGUCCAUGGCUCUGCAGUUGGACCGUCAUGGACUGUGGAACCUGCUGGGACCCAGUCUGUUUGCUCUGGGCAUCAUGGCCGUGGCCUGGACCGUGCGCACCGUCCGCCGCCGCCGCUGCUACCCGCCGACCUGGAAGCGCUGGGUCUUCUUCCUGUUCCCGGGCGCCAUGAUCGCCACCUCCGCAGUGGCGCUGUACGCCUUCGUGGAGACGGAGGAGAACUACUUUUACAUCCACAGCAUCUGGCACAUGCUGAUCGCGGGCAGCGUGGGUUUCCUCCUGCCGCCGCGGGCCAAACCGGACGCCAAAGUGACGCCGCUGAAGCGUCGUCGCGGCUGCGGAUACCAGCUCUGCGUCAACGAGCACGAGGAGCUGGGCCUCGGCGACGCCGGACUCAUCUCCAUCAACAGCAUCUGCACCAGCUGA
Molecule: messenger RNA, 885 nt
Organism: Knipowitschia caucasica
Lineage: Eukaryota; Metazoa; Chordata; Actinopteri; Gobiiformes; Gobiidae
Source: the annotation of a GenBank genome assembly